This is a messenger RNA of Eremothecium sinecaudum, 1878 nucleotides long. RefSeq names its product stress-responsive transcription factor HSF1 (gene HSF1). The transcript has a single exon. Gene Ontology annotation, molecular function: DNA-binding transcription factor activity; sequence-specific DNA binding. Lineage: Eukaryota; Fungi; Ascomycota; Saccharomycetes; Saccharomycetales; Saccharomycetaceae. Gene Ontology annotation, biological process: regulation of DNA-templated transcription. The record is from RefSeq and is a predicted model, not a curated record. The coding region runs from base 1 to 1878 and encodes 625 amino acids.
AUGGAAAACCAUACUACUAGUAUCGAUGAGGCAAGCCCAACGGAACGUAUUAUAAACAUGAAUGAGGUACUUAGCACCGCUGCACCUUUGAAGGAUUCGGGAGAUGGUGGAUCAGUAAAUGAAAGGCAUACAGACGACAAUGGUAAACUAGAGUCGAAUGUGCCAAUCAUCGAGGAUGUAAUAAAUCGUUCACUGGAUCCGUCAGAGAUACUUGUUCCACAUUCUGGUAACGAAGAGGUUGAAGAUGACAUAGGUUCGGCAAUGAUGGCGCCGUUUUCACCAAUACUACGCCAUCAGCAAGUAUCGCUGAAUUCCACAAGUACUCCUGGAGAGCAUAUCUUCAGGCGUGGUACUCCACUUAACUUAUACAGCAAUGCCACAGAUGUUGGAACUGAACACCCAGCGACACUCCACUCCACUACAACUCUCCUACCGUACAAUUUACGGUCAUCAAAACUUCUUUCCAACAAGCCGCAGCAACUUCUGAAUAGAAGCAGCCAGCAAGUCAAUAGAAGCACUCCUGUUAAUAGUCCCGGUUGCAACGCGCCUGCGAAGAAGAAACUUACGACAACGAAAACAAAACCUGCUUUUAUCAACAAGCUGUGGUCAAUGGUUAAUGAUCCAGUGAAUCAAUCGCUUAUCCACUGGAGUGAUGAUGGCAAAUCUUUCAUCGUCACACAGCGUGAACAGUUUGUCCAUGAAAUUCUUCCCAAGUAUUUUAAGCACUCAAACUUUGCAUCUUUUGUAAGGCAGUUAAACAUGUACGGUUGGCACAAAGUCCAGGACGUGAAAUCGGGCUCUAUACAAAGUAACAGCGAUGACAGAUGGGAAUUUGCAAAUGAAAACUUCAUCAGAGGCAGAGAAGAUUUGCUCAACAAAAUAUUGCGGCAGAAAUCGAACUCAACCAGCAAGGACGGGCCUUAUGGCAUGAGUGUGAAUAGCAGCGGCAACAAUAACCUGAGUGGCGUUCUUAUUUCGAACGGCGAUGAGGUAGAUAUUACAAUAUUAAUAACGGAGCUAGAAACAGUGAAGUAUAACCAGAUGGCAAUUGCAGAAGAUCUUCGCCGUAUUUCCAAGGACAACGAGAUGCUAUGGAAAGAAAACCUUCUUGCUCGCGAGCGCCAUCAAAAUCAACAACAAGCAUUAGAAAAAAUUGUCAAGUUUUUAUCGUCGCUAUAUGGUUCAAACACUACCCGUUUGCUCUCAGAUCAUCUAUUCCAUGAACAACCUACAUCUGCCAUGAACGCCCAGUCUGCUAUGGGAAUGCCAUCCAUGCAAAUGUCUGAAGCAGCUGAAACGCAAGGCACCGGAACAACUGACAACAGCAUAAUGGUGCCAUUUUCGCACCGUCUGCGUCCAAGACUUCUUCUUAAACACAGAAUGACACCUGCUUCGUCCUCUUCUAGUACCGCAGAGUGGAUAAUGGACUCCCCCUCCCAGGAUGCUGCCGCGUCAGCUCCUCCUGAACCUAGCCCAAAUGCAGCUAAAGCUGCGCGUCGAAUUCACGAGGUCAACUCCGACAAUUCCGUGCAUGCAGAUGUAGAUCACGACUCUUUUUUCCAGGACCUACAGGAUAACAUCGACAGGCAGGGAGAAUCCAUCCAGGAAAUACAGGACUGGAUAGAUAAGCUUAGCCCCAAAGAAGUCGUCCUAAGCGGCGGCUCUCCAGAGAACUACAGGGCUCGUUUUGAUCCCCAAGAAUAUCUGUCCGCUCCAAUCCCUCAGCUAUCUUUUACGCCUACAGCUAUUGAUGACUUGUCGCCUGUACCGUCAACGAAUAAGCGCCCGCUGGACGAUGAGGUUGAAGAUAUCCCGCAUAUUUCUUCCGUUACCGCUUCCGCUAACAAAAGGCUCAAAGAUCAUCAAAUAGAUAGGUAA